This is a messenger RNA of Suillus fuscotomentosus, 1182 nucleotides long. RefSeq lists its product as uncharacterized. Lineage: Eukaryota; Fungi; Basidiomycota; Agaricomycetes; Boletales; Suillaceae. The transcript is spliced from 6 exons. The coding region runs from base 1 to 1182 and encodes 393 amino acids. The record is from RefSeq and is a predicted model, not a curated record.
AUGCCUCGUGCUAGCAGCCAGGGUGGCCGUGGCCGUGGCCGUGGUACGACUCCUGGCGCACAACCUACCGUUGAUGAAUACGGAGUAUCCAUCACCCCAUUCCAACCGACACCCUUCCAAACCAGCGAAAACGACUCAAGAAUUGCAACGGAACGUCGGAUCACUGCCAAUACUAUGAUACAUGUAUUACUUACAACUCAAUUCAACUUCAAGACCGAAGGCCCUCCGAUCGACACGUUGCAACAACACCAGUCUCGCCGUCGCAUAGGCCAACUUCCAGCGCAAGAACGGCUUAGGCCGUACGCCAUUCCAUCCACACGCACCCCCAGCCAACACACGUCGUCUCGGGCUUCAAUGAGUACCAUCUCGUUGGAUGAUCUCAACGACGAUGGUACCCAUUCGCAACGUUCACAACGUGCGAAACGUGGCUCAAAACAGAGCGCAAAGGUAAAACCCUCCAAUAUCGCGUUCUACGACGAGAACGACAAAAAGAACAUCUACCAUGCACGAAAACUCAUCAUGCUCGAUAUGAUACUCGAGACCGGUUGGGAGGCUGAUCGAAAUAUACUUGUGGCUAUCGCUGAAGAAUGCCUCUCUUCAGCAUGCGCAAGGAACACGCACCUCACUGAACCUACCGCCGGUGUCAUUAAACUGGUAUUGGACGAGCUAUCGACUGUGCGGGGAAAACUGGUUCAGGAUGCCGAGGGUUACCUCUCGGCUCUCGGCCUCCAGCAUGACACUAGUACUAUGUCCGAAGAAGAUCAAACGGCACGCAUAGUAGCGCGUGCGAACCUCAUCUUGGACGAGCAGAACCUCCAGGAUUACUUCCUUCACGGUUGGGAUGCUGACCGCGAGAAAAUUCUCGUGUUUUCGGCCCCAGCCUAUCUCAAAUUUCAUGAGGCUUUCUGGUUCGGACGAAGCUCGCCUUUCCUCAACGAUUCAAUGUCGAGGGCACGGAUAUCAAAACCAUCGUGGUUCAUGUAUGAACUUACGGGCGCUGCACUAUAUUGUAUUAUUCGCCGUGCUGCUACUGGCCAGCUUUCUAAAAGCCAGAAUACCCUACAUUUUACUACGCAAGAGUUCCAACCGGUCGCAUUGGGAAUCCGGAACGCGAUCAAACGAUACCUGGACCAACCUGAGCUCGAUGACAUGCUUAAAGACUCUCAGAUCUCGCACAGGUGA